CUUUCCCCGAGGCCAUGGAGGGGGCGCUCGACUGAUUCGUCCCGGCCGACUGACCUUCCACCUCCUAGCCCAAGCGGCCCACAGGCCGUUAUGGACGGAGUCGGCAUCAGGCGUCCCCCGACGCCGGAGCCGGCUCGCCCACUCCUCCAGUUAGUUGUAAAGAGCCGUAAACGCGCCGCGUUUUACGACACCGUAGAUGAGGCUGGCGGCGUGCGUUACUGCUCAGCGUGGAUCCGGCUCUUUGGGACCUGCUUUUGCGGGCGGGAAGGCGGCAGAUAGGCAUUUGGGAAGGACUGGGGCCAGCUACAAUUCUCUCGGCGGUCUCCUUUCCCCCGUGGAAUUUGAAAUGCUUUACCUCAUCGGCUUGGGCCUGGGAGAUGCCAAGGACAUCACAGUCAAAGGCCUGGAAGUUGUAAGACGCUGCAAUCGAGUGUAUCUGGAAGCCUACACCUCAGUCCUGACUGUAGGCAAGGAAGCCUUGGAAGAGUUUUACGGAAGAAAGUUGAUCCUUGCUGAUAGAGAAGAAGUGGAACAAGAAGCAGACGAUAUUUUAAAGGAUGCUGAUACCAGUGAUGUUGCCUUCCUUGUAGUUGGUGAUCCAUUUGGGGCCACAACACACAGUGAUCUUGUUCUGAGGGCAACAAAGCUGGGAAUCCCUUACCGUGUCAUUCACAAUGCCUCCAUAAUGAAUGCCGUAGGCUGCUGUGGUUUACAGUUAUAUAGGUUUGGAGAGACGGUUUCUAUCGUUUUUUGGACAGACACUUGGAGACCAGAAAGCUUCAUGGACAAAGUGAAGAAAAACAGACACAGUGGCACGCACACGUUGUGCUUACUCGACAUCAAAGUAAAGGAGCAGUCUCUGGAAAAUCUGAUGAAAGGAAGGAAGAUCUACGAGCCGCCUCGGUACAUGAGUGUAAACCAAGCAGCCCAGCAGCUUCUGGAGAUUGUUCAAAAUCAGAGAGCACGAGGAGAAGAACCAGCAAUUACUGAGGAGACGCUCUGUGUUGGCUUAGCCAGAAUUGGAGCUGAAGACCAGAAGAUCGUAGCAGGCACUUUACAGCAAAUGUGUACUGUGGACUUGGGAGAGCCGUUGCAUUCCUUGGUUAUCACAGGAGGCAGCAUGCAUCCGUUGGAGAUGGAGAUGCUCAGUCUGUUUUCCAUACCAGAAAGUAGCUCAGAGUCCCAAAGCAUUGAAGGACUCUGAAUAUAGACAUUUUCAAUAAUGUUAAUUUCAGUCCUAGGUGGAUAUGCACAUUUGUAUAACAAAUUGAACAGGCCUUUUGGUUUAUCGGAUAAGUAUAAAACAAGUGACCAAAAAGAAAGAAGUUCACUCAACAGUGCUUGGCUUCCUGUGGCAGUGAGUUUUUCCCUAUGAGAUCAUUAAUUGUUGCUGCUAUUUCGGCAGUUCUUCAGGAUGCACACCCAAGGAGGAGACCAAGCUGGAAAACUUGGGAAUAGACAUGCAUUGACAAAAUCAUUGAAAAGCAGUUUUUUACUUAUGAAAUCAGUUUAUGCAAGACGGUUGUUACUGAGUAUAACUCACAGAUUAACUGCAAAGUGAAUCCCUGGAAUCCAGUUUUAAAGGGCAAAAGAUGUGAAGAAUGGCAAGAAAAACAAACGAAAGAUUGGUAACAGUUCGCAUAAUAUUUUUAUAAUUUUCUUCUUUCUUAAAAAGUCAGCUGCCCUGACUGCAAAGAUGUGUUUCCUGACAGCAGCUGGUGUUAGUAUAUAUAAAAAUACGGGAAGAAUAAAUUUCCACCCAGUAGUCUUACUUAAAGCUCGGCUGAGACACGCCACAAAAUGAUCCCCUUCUGGAUUGGCUGUCUUGCUGACAUCCCUGUUAUAUGGCUCAUCAUCUGCUAUAUAUUGGAGGUUAUGUAAUUGUUUAAUUGUAAAUGUUUAGCCAGCCAUGUACAGUUGCCAUUUGUUUUUAAAUAGCAUCUUUAUAUAGUAUCUUUCAUAUCCAAGCAGAUAAAUGGAAAACUUGCUGACUCCAAAAUAAAAUUUUUCUAAAUUUAAGUUUGAAGGUAAUAAUGGAUUAGUCAAGAUUUGUCUUAUCACUUUAAUAUGUCCCCCCCACAUACACACAGUAGAACCUCCAUAGCUGACCACCUCCCUUCAUUGACCACUUCAAGUUGACGUAAUUUUCGUGGACUGGACACACCACCUGUACGUAUCAGUACAGUCAGCCUAGUUUCUUAUGUUGAUUAGUUUGUUCCAGUCCCUUGAGUGGUUAACUUCCAGAGGUUCUAAUGUAUAUAUCCUAGUAGUCAUACUCAUCAUACUGGUUUUAAAUAACACUCCAUUUAUUAUAUUUCAUGGCCAUAGAGUUUUAUACCUUUUGUCAGUUCAGAAUAAAAAUAGCUUUGCUAUGUGACAGUUUACUUGGUCCAAUUCUGAUUAUUUCCAUGGCCUAAUCAUUUCUUUUGAGCUCUUUGCUUAGUACACUUGUUGAAAGUUGAACAAAGAUUUUCCUGCUUCUUAGGAUCAUCAGUUAGCUAAGAUUAUUUUGACAGAUUUUCAUUUGGGAUAAAAUAUAUUUUAUAAUGUACGUGAAACAUUGCAUUUUCAAUCUGUUAGACAGAAAAGGGGAGAGAUGGAGAACCGGUUCUAUAUUAUUUUCUUCUGAGGUGUUAAACAAUUUAAGAAUUAUUAUUAUUUUUAUUUUUUUAAUUUUUUUUAUUGCUUCAAGUUCAUUGAGGGUACAAAGAAUUAGGUUACAUGGUUUUGCAUUUGUUAGGUAAAGUCCCUCUUACAAUUGUGUCCUGCCCCCAAGAGGUGUGCCAUAUACUUAACCUCCCAUCCCAUCCCCUGCCCUGUUCCCUUGUUUUCCCACCCCCUUCCUUGAAUUGAUUUGCAUUUUUCUCUUCUGUAGGUAUGUAUUAGAUUGUCUACUGGCUUCAUAUUAAAAUUGAGUACAUUGGAUUCUUGCUUCUCCAUUCUUACACUUUACUGAGAAGAAUGUGUUCCACCUCUGUCCAAGUUAAUACAAAAGAUGUAAAGUCUCUAGCUUUUUUAAUGGCUGAAUGAUACUCCAUGGUAUACAUACACCAGUUUGUUAAUCCAUUCCCGGGUGGGUGGGCAUUUAGGCUGUUUCCACAUCUUGGUGAUUGAAAUUGAGCUGCAAUAAACAUUCUAAUGUA
Messenger RNA from Nycticebus coucang (slow loris), 3143 nucleotides. It is a transcript of the gene DPH5, whose product is annotated as diphthamide biosynthesis 5. Gene Ontology annotation, biological process: protein histidyl modification to diphthamide. The transcript is spliced from 8 exons. NCBI's taxonomy places the organism in Eukaryota, Metazoa, Chordata, Mammalia, Primates, Lorisidae. Gene Ontology annotation, molecular function: diphthine synthase activity. Bases 197 to 1204 code for a protein of 335 amino acids. The record is from RefSeq and is a predicted model, not a curated record.